Aspergillus ochraceoroseus IBT 24754 is the source of this 1620-nucleotide messenger RNA. RefSeq lists its product as uncharacterized. The transcript is spliced from 3 exons. The coding region runs from base 1 to 1620 and encodes 539 amino acids. The record is from RefSeq and is a predicted model, not a curated record. Lineage: Eukaryota; Fungi; Ascomycota; Eurotiomycetes; Eurotiales; Aspergillaceae.
AUGUUCCACGUCUAUGUUGGGCCGGAUUACCCAAGGAAAGGGUUUGUCACUAAGAGUAACACGGUCUUCCCAUUCACUCCCCAUUCCAGAACCGCCAGCACCGCCUUGUCUUUUGAUAACUUCGGAAACAUCCUGGGAGCUUUCUCUUUCCACCCACACAACAAGCCAUUCUCAGCCUCAGACGAGAUGACUGCUACUGCCAGCACCAAAUUCUUUGACAUGGAAAGUCAUGUGAGGGCUCAUGGGCAGUUCUCGAAUGUUCACAACAAAAGACCAAACGAAAUGCAAUCGACGACGGAGAUGAAGGAAGAGCAGUAUGGGCAUUGGCCUGUGUCAUUUUCCCCAUUCAAGUCGGGGAGAGACAGCCCACACAAUGAAAUUCGGAGUCGAUCGGUGUCCCAUAGCCCAGACCAACAAUCGAUUGGAUGUUCCAGCACCACAGAAGCUAUACUGGAGACCCCUUUCAUGGUCCAAGAGGUUGGUGGCUCCGGAGAUCCUGCUUCAGUUUUGAUCCAUCCUAUCCCCAGACACUGGUCGUAUAUCUCAGCCGGGCACCUUGCACCUCUUGCAGACUCCCAGAGUGUGCCAGAGUCUAAAUCAGCCUUCAGCCUGGCCACCACCAGCCCGCACGAAGAGCAUAUGCAAGAUGGCAGCAGAUCUCUAUAUCAAGCUAGAGGGUGGGCGAACAGUGACUUGGGCUAUCCAGUUAUUCUUCAGAACAAGGAAUCUCCAGACACAAGCUCAACGGUGACCGAACGUUGCACUUCAAUUAACAGCAGCACAGGUACCGAUGGGAUAUCCCAUCCUUGGCCAACCCUCGGACAUCAUCAGAUCCAUUUUGAGCAACCGCCUGAGGCAGUUCAGUACGAUCAAGAUGACGAUGGCUGGACUGAAACAAAAGCAUAUCCCAGUUUUGAUCAGCAAGCCGACUAUUUUAAUCAGUCUCCAGCCUCUCACUGCCAUAUUAACGGCUUACCGUGGCCAGACAAUGGAGACCAGACCCCUCUGCAGCCAUCAACUGUGUUAGAUCCUGGCAGAAUACUUGACCCUACCUCGACAUUUGAAACCGAACAAUCCCACGAGGACCUAGAUCUCAGCCAACUGCAGCAAAUUUCAAAUGAGAUUUUCAUAUAUCCAAAGGACUUCCCAGCGGAACAUUACCCAAAUACGCUUAGUGAAAGCAACGAAGGCACUCUACACCAACUAAGGCAGGCCACUCAAUCACCACCUUAUGCCAGCGACGACAGAAACGCCUUUCUGAUAGAAUGCAAGCGGCGCGGCCUAUCAUACAAGGACAUUAAGAGAAUUGGAGGGUUCAAAGAGGCCGAGUCAACCCUGCGAGGCAGGUUCCGGACUCUCACGAAGACCAAAGACCAGCGAGUGCGGAGGCCCCAGUGGCAGGAAAAAGAUAUUCAACUUCUUUGCGAAGCUGUCGAUGUCUGUGCGGAAACAGGUAGACGGAGCCACUGUGUCUCUCUCUCUCCUUCCAGGGGUGCUAUUCAGCCGCCCAAGGUUUCUUGGAAGAAGGUAGCUCAGUACAUCUGGGCCCAUGGGGGGUCGUACCAUUAUGGCAAUGCCACCUGCAAGAAGAAGUGGUGUGAGAUGGGGUUUCGGGCGUAA